UACCCACCGGAGCAACGGUGGUUCACCGGAGUUCCCUACCGGCGACACUGUGCUUCGCUUCACGAGUCGACGCCAAUCAGUUGCGCGAUCAACUCGAACAGAUUCAGUCUGAGGCAUUAAACACUCGAGCUAAAGGUAUGACUGGGUGAAAUUUUUUAUUGGUAAACUACGGAUUACCGAUUAAUCACGAUUUUUACAACACUGAUCAUGAUGACGCGUGUUGAAUGCCAUUACCGAUGAAUCUGUUUAUCUCAGCUAAUAAAGCAAGACAGAGGUUAUUGAGGUUAUCCGAAACAGCAGAGAAGCUUAAAAGGCGAGCAGCCGUUAGUGUUCAAGCCGGGAAAGAAAACGAGGCUCGAGAUAUGUUAUUUCAAAAGAAGAAGGUUAUGCAAGCUUUAGAUAAUACGAAGAGUCGAAUCGAGUUGCUUGAUGAGCUAGCAGCAAAGCUUAUUGAGGCAAUAUCUCUUAAAGAAAGACAGCUUGUUACGACAGUUUCUUCAGAUCUUGAAAUCGAAAAAGAAGAUGAUGAAUCUCCGGUUAGGGUUAUGUCUCCGUCUUCCGAAAAUUCAGAAAAAGAUUCUCUGAAUAUGAAUGAUAAUCAGGAACCGCAAGAAAGAACCAAUGAGUUGUCCACAGAACACGAAACAGACGAUCUUGAAGGAUUUUUGGAAGACCAUGGCAUUGACAAAAACGAUGAUCUAAUAAGUAGUUUGACCGGCUUGACGUCUUUUGUUGACUUUUUAGACCGUGUUGAUGAACAGUUAAACAAAGUUGAAGCUGAAGUCUUCACGGUUAUGAAAUUUUCGAACUUGAUAUUGGAGAGUGAAGAAAGACCGACAAAUCCGAAGGUGCAACAAUUGAUGGAAAUUCUUGAUGCUGUUCAGCGCAUUAGAAAAAGAAUUAAGGAGAUCAAACAAAUAAAAGCGUUAAAGACGGUCAACUUGACCAACCCUUCCGACCCACCAGUUUCGCUAGACCUUUUCAUGAUGGUGAAUUCUGCUGAACAUUUGACUUAUGUAUGCUUUCAGAAUUGCUGUCAUGGUGCAUACAGAAGCAGAGAUGAGAUAAGGUUGUGACUGUUUUGGUGUAUUAGUUAUAAAGCCAUAUUUGUUCAAACUGGUGACCGGGUGUAGGCUCGAAGAAUUCUAUACGAUUCGAAUGCUUCUACUUGAACAAGCCUUAACUGUAUGUAUUAGUUGGCUUUGUCUCAUUGUAUCAUGUGUCUCGACUUUGAGUUGUUUAUAGUAUGGGUGCCCGUCGAAUCAGUUUUUUUAUGGAGAUCUUUUAAAAGUGUAUACUUUGGAUUCGAA
This is a messenger RNA of Helianthus annuus (common sunflower), 1310 nucleotides long. RefSeq lists its product as uncharacterized. The record is from RefSeq and is a predicted model, not a curated record. The transcript has 4 exons. Bases 225 to 1076 code for a protein of 283 amino acids. Lineage: Eukaryota; Viridiplantae; Streptophyta; Magnoliopsida; Asterales; Asteraceae.